Molecule: messenger RNA, 979 nt
Organism: Dentiscutata heterogama
Lineage: Eukaryota; Fungi; Glomeromycota; Glomeromycetes; Diversisporales; Gigasporaceae
Source: the annotation of a GenBank genome assembly
AUGGAGGAAGACUUACCAGAAAACAUUGUUGAAAAUGAGAGUGAUAUUGAAGAUGUUGAUAGCAGUGACGAUAUGUAUCAUACUGAUCAUUUUGAUAAUAACGAGCAAAUUUCGACUCAACAAUUUAGUAAUAACUCUGUAUUUCCAGAGAUAAUGGAUAUAGAUGAUGAAGGUAUUUUGUGUGAUAGUGAUAUUAAUUUUAUGAAUAAUGAUGGGCAAAAUUUAGUUCUUCAGCGAGGUAGUUGCGGUCCUGUACAUUUGAACAUGGAUAAUGUUGUUAAUAGAGAAAAUAAGUUGUCUGAUCCUGAAAGUGAAGUAAGAAAUGUAGACAAAGAGGGUAGUUACAAAAUAAUGCAACAAUCCAUCUUUGAUGGUCAACAAACACGAUUUGACGGUAAUAGUAAUAUCACAGAUAAUCAAGAACCAAUCCUGAGAGACAAGGAAAAUGAUGGACUUAAUUCGUAUAAUUUUACGUCAAACAAAAAACGUCGUCUUCAAAUUCUUCAAGAUUCAUCAAAUAAUCCAAUUCACCAGCACAAUAUCUAUCGACAAGCUGCGAAUAGAAAUCUUGAAGAUUAUCGUUCCAAAAUGGAGCAUCAAAUGCGUACCAAAUACAACAUUCAUGAGUGUAGUUAUAAAGUUGGUGAUCUUGUUAAAGUACAAAUCACUAAGAUCGACCGUAGACCUGGUGAUCGUUGUGCACUACUAUGUAAAGUGUUUUCUGUACUUCCCAACGAUGUAUAUCACCUUGUAUGCCAAUUUGGUGUUCUUGAAAGUACAUUUUCAGCCGGUGAAGUUUUAUCCCUUGGACCAAGAGAAUUUUCAGAGCUUGAUGAUUCUCCAACCAAUAUGACUGUUAGUGUAAUCGAAGCCGCAAGAUUACAAUCCAAUGCUAUUGCCGGCAAUAAAACAUGUAAUUGCAGGGGUGACUGUCUUACAACCAGAUGUUCUUGCAGAAAGGCGAAUGUUUUAUGUGGGA